UAUAUACACACACACACACAUGUAUGUAUAUGUAUUACACGCGCACGCUCGCAAGCAUACACUGUAUUAAUUCUUGCACAGGUUUUACCCUGCUGCUGCUUAUGACCAUGCUGAUGCUGCAGCUCCAAGAUAUAUUUGGAAAACUUUUGUCUCUCUCAACUUCGUAACUCUCCUCUUUCUUUCACCAAAUAUUUAACACGAUCAAAUUAUUAUUAGUUGUAUUCCUCCUAUCAAUGUGUGUUUCAUGUUAUUAAUCAACAUGACAAUUAGCCUUCUCAAUAAAUUAGUUUGCGGUGGAAAGACCAGGGACUCACCCAACGCUACUUUUACACUGGUUUACCUUCGAAGAUGAUUUGCAUAAAACUUUAAGAUUGUCAGAUUGCCAAAAGAAGGAAAAUGGAAUGUGGACUCAAAGAUAUUUUACUGUCUUUCAGUAAGAUUUAACUUCUGGAAGAUUCUUAUCUUCAAAUGGAUUUAUCUCCAAAGAUUGAAUAUACUAUUAUAGAAGACGAUUCUUUCCAAAAUUUGGAAGUUGAUUAUGAAAUUGACUCCAGACUUUGGCAAAAACGUUACGAAUGUGAACUGUGCAAUAAAGAUUUCUCAUUAUAUCGGUCUUUGAGACGUCAUAUGAAAACACAUACAAGAGAGAAAGUAUUCCAAUGUGAAAUAUGUGAUAAAGAAUUUUCUUUGAACUAUUAUUUGAAAUGUCACAUGAGAACCCAUACUGGGGAGAAACCAUUCCAAUGUGAAAUAUGUGACAAAGCAUUUUCUUUGAAUAGUUGUUUAAAAAGACAUUUAAGAACACACACUGGGGAGAAACCAUUUCGCUGUGAAAUAUGCGAUCGAGAAUUUUCUCAGAACUGCCACUUGCGCCGUCAUAUGGAAAUACAUACAGUUGACAAGCCAUUUCGCUGUGAACUGUGUGGGAAGAACUUUUCUAAAGGGUCUCUGUUGAUUAGUCAUAUGAAAUCUCACUCCGAUUUGAACCCUUUCUAUUGUAAGAUUUGUGGGAAAGAUUUUCUUAAUAAUUCUCAGCUUAUUGGUCAUUUAAGGACGCACACAGGGGAAAAACCUUUUACCUGUGAAAUUUGUGGCAAAGAUUUCUCUCAAAACAGUAAUUUGAAACGUCAUGUGAAAAUUCACUUUGGAGAAAAAACGUUUAAAUGUGAAAUAUGUAGUAAAGAAUUUUUGGGUGACAAAUGUUUAGAACGUCAUGUCCGAACACAUACUGGAGAAAAACCAUUCUCUUGUUCAUUAUGUGGUAAAACAUUUUCUCGAAAUUGUCAUUUAACACGACAUAUGAGGAUACAUACUGGAGAAAAGCCAUUCAUUUGUGAAAUAUGUGGGAAGGAUUUUUCCAGAAAUAGUAACCUAAGGGAUCAUAUGAGAACUCAUACUGGAGAGAAACCUUACUGUUGUGACAUCUGUGGUAAAGAUUUUACCAGAAGCAGUUCUUUAGAGAGACACACCCAAAUACACAGUGGAGAAAGUUGUUAUCCUUGUGAAAUAUGUGGAAAGGAAUUCUCUUUGAAUGAAAGUUUAAGACAUCACAUGAAAAUACAUACGGAAGAAAAAUCAUUUUGUUGUGAUUAUUGUGGCAAAAGUUUUACUUUGAAAAAGUCUUUAAAAAGACACCUGAAAAUCCAUAUUGAAGAGAAAACAGUUUCUUGUGAGAUCUGUGACAAAGAAUUCCUCCAGAGUUCACUGAAAUCUCACAUGAAAAUGCAUCUUGGAGAGAAGUGUUAUAUUUGUAAAAUCUGUGGGAAAGAGUUGGUGACUAAUUUUAACUUGACCCUCCAUAUGAGAACACACACUGGCGAGAAGCCGUUUUCUUGUGAGAUAUGCGGAAAGGAAUUUUCUCAGAGCUCCACUCUCAAAUACCAUAAGGAAAUUCACAACAUUGAGAAAACUUACGUCUGUGAAAUAUGUGAUAAGAAGUUUUCUGGGAACAGGGGUUUAAAACGCCACAUCAAAACACAUAGUGGAGAGAAGCCAUAUUGUUGUAAGUUAUGUGGGAAAAGAUUUUCCUUGAAUUUCAACUUGAAACGGCACAUACGGACACACACAGGGGAAAAACCUUUCCAUUGUGAAAUAUGUGGUAAAGAUUUUUCUCAAAAUUAUACUCUACAGUGCCACAUGAAAACACAUCUAAGUGAUAAACCUUUACCAUGUAAAAUAUGUGGAGAAGAAUUCUUAAAUAAUGAUAGCUUACGAUUCCAUGUAAAAUCUCAUGAAGAAGAUAAAUGCUUUACAUGUGAUGUUUGUGGCAAAGAAUUCACCAAGAAUUCCUCAUUGGUGCGACAUGUGAAAAGACAUACAGGUGAAAAACCAUUCAAUUGUUCAAUCUGUGGUAAAGGUUUCUUUCAAAAUGAAUGUUUAGAAAGACAUAUGAGGACUCAUACUGGAGAGAAACCAUUUUGUUGUGACAUUUGUGGUAAAGAUUUCUCCCAGAAAGCUUCGUUACUCCGUCAUGUUAGAACACAUACUGGAGAGAAACCAUUCCCUUGUGAGAUUUGUGGCAAAAAAUUCUCUCAGAAUUCCACUUUGAUGAAUCACCUAAAACGACAUCUUGAAGAGUGAAAAGAAGUUUGAGAGAGAAGAAAGCUUUAAAUUCUAAAUUUUAUUGAUGAGAAAUAUUUAUCAUUUGAUAAUAUUAACAAAUAAUUAGGAUUUGUUAUUCCUAAAAAAAAAGAAAAAGAAGCAUUUUACCAUGAUAUCAUUUUUGGAGAAAUAUUUUCAUUUAAUGUCACUUCUGAUGAUAUUCCUUACAUCUUUUGUAUAAGGCUGUUUCAUUAAGAACCUAUGAGAAUGACAUGAACAUCACACAAUCUCAUUUCAUUUUCUUCUAAAUGGCAGAAGAAGCAAUAUUUUAAUGAUACAUAAUUUCUGGACACAUACAUUUAUCCAAUCACAUCACUUCUGGAUUUAUAUUUGUCCCAUCAUACCAUUUAGUGCAAUUCCAUUAAAAAAAAUAUACAGCCUCACUCUACUGAACAUUUUACAUUUUAAUUAACUAUUUACAAAGAAAUCUUCAUUUUUAAUUCUAUUCUGCAUAGCUUUAAAUUAGAUUAAUUAGUCCAGCUUGCUUUAAAAUAGAUUGGUUUGUGCCAGGAUUUAAAAAAACAAAAAAACAAAAAAUAACAAAACAUUGUCCUGUUCCUUUUAGACUGUCCCUUUGUCUUAUAAUUUGGAUGGCAAGGGGGUAGUAGGUCACAUUAAUUUGAACUAGUCCACAAUCAUAUUACAUCAUACAUUAUGUAGCGGACAUCAACAUGUGACAUAUUUCAUGACUUCUGUCUGGAUCAACCUUUCUCAGCUGAAUGGAUUUUGGAUUUAUCACUGUACAAGAACAAAGGAAAUAAAUUGCAGCCAAAAAUAUGGAAGGACAAUAAACAAAUACCAUUACAUUUUAAUAAAUACCUCACCCCCCAGCCCCCACCUUUACAAGAACGUUUAAUGGUAAAAGACAAUGUUCAACAAUUCAAUAUUACAGAGAUAGGGUAAGAGUAUACUUGGUAUGGCAGUGCAGUUUUCAGUGCAUGUGUAGAAAGGUAAAUAGAUUGUAGCUGUCUCUGGUGAACAUCAGUGCCGUCCAUAUAUAUGUGUGUUUACAUAUAUGCACAUUUUGAUAUAAAUAUAUGUAUAUACACAUAUAGCUAUAUGUAUAUAUAUAUCUAUGUAUAUAUGU
Molecule: messenger RNA, 3688 nt
Organism: Octopus bimaculoides (California two-spot octopus)
Lineage: Eukaryota; Metazoa; Mollusca; Cephalopoda; Octopoda; Octopodidae
Source: RefSeq, a predicted model, not a curated record